CGCAUUGCCAACUGCAACAUUGGAUCCGUGGCGCUUGUAAGGUCGGCGGUGUGUCUGGUGAGCUGUCCUAAAGCGCACAGCAACGCAUCGAUUCCCCCGACGCAUUUCCCAACACACUGCUCGCGAUGCAGCUGCCGCUGCUCUCAUGCGGUCUCUGGGCCCUGUUGGCCGUCCAGGCGGCGGCGACAGCAUUAACGUACAAGCUCAAUGCAAACGAGGAGGCGUGCUUCUACACGGUCACGAAGAACCCUGACGAGAAGAUCGCCUUCUACUUUGCAGUGCAAUCCGGCGGCUCCUUCGAUGUCGACUACAAGGUGACCGGGCCAAAUGGGAAGUACAUCAUGAACGGGGAGAAGGAACGGCAAGGGGACUUUGUGUUCACCGCGAGGGAAGUUGGCGAGUACAAGUUCUGCUUCAACAACGAGAUGAGCACCUACACCGAGAAGUUCGUGGACUUCGAGAUCGCGGUGGAGAACGAGGCGCGCGUCAGCCUGCCUGCGAAGCCAGGCGCCUCCCCCGAGCAGACCAGCAGCCUCGAGGAGUCGCUCUUCAAGAUCUCGGGCCAGUUGUCGACCAUCACCCGCAACCAGAAAUACUUCCGCACCCGCGAGAACCGCAACUUCAGCACCGUCCGGAGCACAGAGAAGAGGAUCAUCAACUUCAGCCUGAUCCAGAUCCUUCUGGUCAUCUGCAUGGGCGCUCUGCAGGUUUUUAUUGUCCGGUUCUUCUUCCAGGGGGCCAGGAAGGGCUACGUAUGAAGGGACAUGAGGACCCGGUGAUUCUAUGGAGCGAAAACUUGUCUGAUUUGGCUGGCGCAACAUCGCAAACUGGGCUUGCGUGCAUGAAGGCAUGUGUGUAUCUUAGGGAUGGCUCACGGUUUACGAGGGAUGAUUUCCAGACAGCCGGCCCAUCUGUCGGUGCUCCCUGUGCGUGAUGCACUGUACCUCGGCUGGGGAGACAUACCACUACUUGCGAUCUUCACGACGCCAGCCCAGACAUCCCAUGGGCUCACACGCCGGAAGUCUGUCUCUGGCGCUCUCCGCCAGCACGAACAGGUAAGCUCCAGUGCCGGCCGGUCCUCCUACAC
Molecule: messenger RNA, 1087 nt
Organism: Thermothielavioides terrestris NRRL 8126
Lineage: Eukaryota; Fungi; Ascomycota; Sordariomycetes; Sordariales; Chaetomiaceae
Exons: 3
Coding region: 126-758 (210 amino acids)
Biological process (GO): protein retention in ER lumen; Golgi organization; intracellular protein transport
Cellular component (GO): Golgi apparatus; endoplasmic reticulum; COPII-coated ER to Golgi transport vesicle
Source: RefSeq, a predicted model, not a curated record